Molecule: messenger RNA, 4258 nt
Organism: Manduca sexta (tobacco hornworm)
Lineage: Eukaryota; Metazoa; Arthropoda; Insecta; Lepidoptera; Sphingidae
Gene: Synd
Product: protein kinase C and casein kinase substrate in neurons protein 1
Exons: 12
Coding region: 401-1873 (490 amino acids)
Biological process (GO): cytoskeleton organization; regulation of endocytosis; plasma membrane tubulation
Cellular component (GO): cytoplasm; endosome; plasma membrane
Molecular function (GO): phospholipid binding; protein binding
Source: RefSeq, a predicted model, not a curated record
ACUAUGGCAACAUUUUCAGUGAUGGCCGAUGUUUCGAGUUGAAUGGUUUUAUGACGACCGUUGCCGAAUUUUUGUGUUGAAAUAAACCAAGUUUCUCAUAAUUCGGUGUUAUAAAGUGUUUCUAUCGUAUUUCGUAACACUACUGUGUGAAUUUGUGUAACCAAUUGCGACUAAAUUGUCAGUGUUGUUCGGUAAAGAAUGUUUGUUGUGUCAUUGUAAUUAGAUCAGUGGAAAUUAAAUAUAUAUUGGAUUACUGCUUAGCUGUUUAUUUAAUUGUUGUGGACUUAAGAUCUCAUGAUACAGGGUGCAUCGAUGAAACUACGAUAAACGCACGUGACGUGGGAGUCGUCACACUGUACGCUUUACUAACUUAGGGGCGGUGUGUGAGUGUCGCACCGCCAUGUCGCACCACAGCGACGAGCAGGCGUUGCUCACCACCACGUCGGACUCGUUCUGGGAGCCCGGCAACUACAAGCGGACCACAAAGCGGGUGGAUGACGGGCACCGGCUGUGCGGGGAGUUACAGGCUCUCGUGCAAGAGCGGGCCGACAUAGAGAAGGCGUACGCGAAGAGUCUGCGAGGAUGGGCGAAGAAGUGGAACGAUUUGAUUGAAAAAGGACCUGAAUACGGCACGAUGGAGGCGGCGUGGAAGGGCGGCAUGGUCGAGGCCGAGAGGCUGUCGGACCUUCACCUCGGAGUCAGGGACCGGCUCGUCAACGACGUCAUGGCACAGAUCAAGAACUGGCAGAAAGACACCUAUCACAAGUCAAUGAUCCAGCUAAAAGAGCGCAAAGAGAUGGACGAGGCUUUCAAGAAGGCGCAGAAGCCGUGGGCGAAACUCCUACAGAAGGUGGAGCGCACCAGGCUGGAAUACCACACGGCGUGCAAGCAGGAACGGACAGCCCAGAACCAGGAGAGGAACGCAAGCGGAGACAGCUCUUUGAGUCCAGACCAGGUAAAGAAAAUGGCGGAGCGCGUGGCGAAGUGUCGCGAGGAGGUGUCGAAGAGCCGCGAGAAGUACCAGGCGGCGUUGGCCGAGAUCACGGCUUACAACCCGCGCUACAUCGACGACAUGACCGGAGUAUUCGACAGGUGCCAACAAAUGGAGGCGCAGCGGCUGAAGUUCUUCAAAGACGUUCUCUUCAGUUUCCACAAAUGCCUCAAUAUCAGUCAAGAACCAACAUUACCACAAAUCUACGAGGAGUUCCACCACACGAUAAACAACGCGGACCACCAGAAGGACCUGAAGUGGUGGGCGAACAACCACGGCGUCAACAUGGCGAUGGCGUGGCCCCAGUUCGAGGAGUACACUGAAGAGUUCCGGGACAUCGCCAAGGGCAAAUCGAAGGAGAGCCUGCCCACGGGCCCCAUCACACUGCUCAACCAGAGGCCAGUCAGCGAGGAUGAGCUGCCGCCCAUCAGCAACAACAAGUCGAACAAGACGAACCACGCGGAGCAGCCGCCCGCGGCACCCGUCGCCAACAACACUACCGCCAACAACACCAUCGACAAGAAGACCAUCAGCGCACCCAUCGCGGUCACUAACGGCACGGCAGCAGCGCCUAAAUCAGCGAAAACAUCCCCGAACAAGGAGCCGGCGGGCGGCGGCGGUGGCGGGAAGCAGGACAACCCGUUCGAGGAGGACGAGUGGGACGAGGAGUCGGGCGGCGCGCUCACCGACACCGGCGAGCCCGGCGUCCCCGUGCGGGCGCUCUACGACUACACCGGCGCCGAGAGCGACGAGCUCAGCUUCCGACAGGGUGAUUUAUUUGAAAAACUAGAAGACGAAGACGAGCAAGGCUGGUGCAAAGGACGCAAAGACGGGCGCGUGGGCCUGUAUCCUGCCAACUACGUGGAGCCCGUGGGUCACUAGUGGCCGCGACCCCCCGCAGCCCCCCGCACCUCACCUCACGCCGGCAACUCAUCCGCUCGUCAACACAGUUCGUGCAUAAUUCUAGAUGUCGCGGUCAGUUUUAUUUUUGUGUAGAUAUUUUAAUUCCGAAAGUUAUGGCUAGAAAUGAUUUGUUUAUGAAUGUAAAAAUUAUAGUGAUUCUAUGAUUGUGUCCAAGUUCUAAAAACUUUAUCGAUGUCUAUUGCUUUGGAAGGUUCAAAAAUUAUUCUGUGAAGGAUUAAAAAUCAUUUCUAGACAUUAAUAAAUUAGUCAUAAAAAAUUUAACUAUGAUAGAUAUGCGUGACAGAUUCCCUAUAAAAAUGUUGAUUUUUUUUAUAUGCGCGAGUCACUAAUUAGUCAUUAUUGUUAUACAUAAAAGAGCCGGUAACUUAAGUACAUUAAUAUGUAACUGUUCUGUAGUUAUGUUUGUCGAUAAACUAAAUUUAGUUGUAAUGGCACAUCGACAUUGACACAAUGAUCGAUUUCAUUCAAGAGCGUAUUUUAUAUUUUACAAUCAAUUAUUGACCAAUGCAAAGUUGUUUUGUAUGCGUUAUUUACUUGAGAAUUAUUGUUUGUAAUGGUUUUUUAAAAGAUUUAACUGAUAUUAUUGCAAUUAAAUCUCUUACAUUACGUUUUAGAGGAUUUUUGAAUUAUAAUUGGAUAUAGUUAGGCCCUUAUUAUAUUUGAAGAAAGUAUGUAUACAAUGUUACAUGAAUCUGCAAAUUUUUGCCUUUAACGUGCGCCUUAGACUAGAUAUUUUAAGAGUUAUCACCUUGAACAGUAUUAUAAAUAUAUAUUUGAUGUAUUAAACAGAUAAAGUAUGUAUCUUAGAGGAUUAGACGCUCUUGUAUGAAUCGGUUCAUUAUUCAUAAAAAAUAUUCAUCGAAAUAUUACUGAUGCAAUCGAGCUCUAUUUAAACAUAUUCGAAGGAAAUCUUACAGCGAAACUUUUCGAUUCGACUUUUUGACCUAAAUUUUGUACAUUUCUACUUAUUAUUAUAAAAUUUUAAUAAAAAGCAAAUUGCUGUUUGUUUAAUGCGAGUAUUUAACUCAGCGGAAAAAAAUGGAAAAAAUUCGUCUUGAUAUCUUACGUGGGUAAUGUGAUAAGUCAUUGUAAGACUAGUGAUGUGCCGAGAAUAUCGAUAUGUUUUAAAUUUACAUAUAGAAAUAAAAUAUCGAUACUGUCAUCACAUCACUCGUCGACAUGCAGAGAUGGAAUGCUAAACGCAAAUAUGAUGAGCACCGCAACAUGUUAACUGCCAAACGCCUAACUAUUUCAUAACAUUGUGACGUGAAUCGAACUUGUUUUUUCGGAUAUGAAAUUUUGUAGAUACGAUUUGCACGAAAACCAAAAAUGUUUGUAUUAGUGACAUUUAUUUUGUGUUUAAAGAUGCUUCAAGUACAUAGUGGUAAAAGAUUUUAUGUGUAUAUCGCUCGACUCCACCGCCCCCGGGCGGGGCGCAUGUAACUUAGCUAAGCCAAAAAGUGUACGCCAAUACAUAAAUAUAAUAAAAAUAGGCAAACCAAACUUGUAGGUGGCAAUGGGAUAUAUAUUUUGUGAUAUAAACUGUCGGUGGUCGUCACUGCACUGGUACGUGUGGUUGUGUACAUACACGAUUUAUGAUAUACUUGUCGUGAAUAAAUAUUUAUUUCCCAUUGUAUAUAAUGUAUAAUUAUUGCUGUAAUGUGACGUUUAAGUUAUAGUGUGUUAAACAUCGAUACAUUUCAGAACGCCACUAUUAUUAGCAUGUUUUAUGUGGCUAUGUUUAGACGAUGUAUCGAUGUAGAACAACACUAGUAAUUAUAACGAGGCGGGCGCGAAUAAAUUUGGACUGAAUAAUGGCCUAAUAUUUGGUAAGCGGACUUGUUGGUGGCUUCCAAUAUCGAUGCUUAGGCCGUGUGGGCGCGCCUCGCUGCUAGACGGUGCUAUAUCGACGGGCCUCGCCGGCUGUUGUGAACGAAAUGUUAAUAAUAAAACUGUAUAAUAACGUUGUUAAGUGUGUAAUGAGCCGCCCGAGGCCCGGUGAGACGCGCCACGCGAUACUAGCGCCCCCUCGCACUUUAGUUAAAUAUAAUAAUUAUUAAUAUAUUACGAAGUGUUUACCUUUUCUUUUUCCUUUUUUACCUCGUUUUAAACAUUUAUAUUGUAAUUACGUUGUGGAAAGUGAUUAACAGUCGAGGCUGAAUUUUAAAACUUGACCCGGUCGUGUCGUGUACGUAGAGUAGCUCAUUGUUUUCAUUGUUAUGGGUUCAGAGACCUCCUGUGAAAAUUAUUUGUAUUAUAUUAUUAUCAGAGAGAGGGUGGUUUUGGACCACAUAUAUGUUAAUAUAUUAUUAAUAUUGGUAAAAUAAAAAUUGUUACAUAUGA